AAAAGCGCGACGCUGUCAGGUCGAGCUACACUCUUUUUGCACAUGCAUAUGCGACCUCUAAAACUAUAAACCAACACAUUUUGCUUUGGGUUUAUGUAUGCUGAACAGAUGACAAUGCUUCUUUUGAGGAGAGCUGCGCAGUCGGCGGUGCGGACAAACCUCCGCAGGUCAUUUUGUGCCUCACGGACUCACCUGAACGAGAGAAAAGGUCUGGUGCUGGGAGUGUUUGAAAAAGAUGGAGAAGGGGGAAGUCUACAACUGACAGAGGCAGCAGCUGGUUUUGACCAAAGUCUCUCUGGGAAACUUUCUGAACUGCUUGAAAUCUCUGGACCGACUCUCAAAAAAGGCAAAAGCAGAGUAUUUUAUGGAAUUCACAAGGACUUUCCCUGUGUGGCAGUCGUCGGGCUAGGCAAGAACAAUGCAGGUGUGUGUGGGGCAGAGAACUGGGAUACGAGCAAGGAGAAUAUCAGACAUGCAGUUUCAGCUGGAUGCCGGGUACUUCAGGACCUGGAGGUGAACCAUGUGGAGGUAGAUGCCUGCGGUGAUGCCCAGUCUGCAGCAGAAGGAGCUGCUCUGGGUUUGUUUCAGUAUGACCAACUCAAAUCAAAGAAGACGACCAAAGUGACCACGCAGCUUCAUGGAAGUGCGGACUCGGCAAGUUGGGGGAAAGGAGUCAUAUAUGCAGAAGGACAGAACCUAGCAAGGCUGCUCAUGGAGGCUCCAGCCAAUCACAUCACUCCUACUGCCUUUGCCAACAUCAUCGAAGAGAAACUUGCUCCACAUGCUGAACGAGUAACAAUUAAUAAAAGAUCACAGAGUUGGAUACAGGAGCAACAGAUGGGAGCUUUUCUCAGCGUGUCUAAAGGCUCAGAGGAGCCCCCUGUCUUUCUGGAGCUGCAUUACAACGGUUCUCCUGACAGCAAGCAGGCCCCACUGCUCUUAGUAGGAAAGGGCAUCACCUUUGACAGUGGUGGUAUUUCUCUGAAGCCGUCUGCUUCUAUGGAUGCAAUGAGAGCUGAUAUGGGCGGAGCUGCCACUGUGUGUGCGUCUAUCGUCACAGCAGCAGCUCUCAAAUUGCCGGUCAACAUUAUUGGUCUGGCUCCGUUGUGUGAGAACAUGCCAAGUGGAAACGCUACUAAACCAGGGGAUGUUAUCAGAGCCAAAAAUGGAAAAACAAUCCAGGUUGAUAAUACAGACGCGGAGGGCAGACUCGUUCUCGCUGAUGCACUGUGUUACGGACACACCUUCAACCCCAGAGCCAUUGUCAAUGUGGCCACACUCACAGGUGCAAUGGAUGUAGCUCUCGGCUCAGCAGCGACUGGAGUGUUUACAAACUCUGACUGGCUCUGGGAGAAGCUGCAAAAGGCUAGUGUUGUGACAGGUGACAGGGUAUGGAGGAUGCCUCUCUUCCAGCACUACACCAGACAGGUAACUGACUGCCAGCUGGCCGACCUCAACAACAUCGGGAAGUACAGCCGCUCAGGGGGUGCAUGCACAGCAGCUGCUUUCCUGAGAGAGUUUGUCACAGCUCCUCACUGGGCUCAUCUUGACAUUGCUGGUGUGAUGUCUAACAAAGAUGAAGUUCCCUACCUGAGGAAAGGCAUGUCUGGAAGACCGACGCGUACACUGGUGGAGUUUUCCUCCGGACUGGCCCACAGCGGCUGAGAGACUGGCAAAAAAAAAAAUCAAAAACACAUAAAAGACUCUCUGACUGUGAGCUUCUUUUCUGGCAGUGAUCUUUCAAACAUGGUCAAGUUUUGAUAUCAUUGCGCAAUAAAUUAUUGUCAUCAUGGAAGAGUUCUGAAAAUGUUGGAAACGAUUAACAGCUGUGUUCUAAAGACCAGUCUGACAAUUAAUGCACCAGUGAAAUACAACAAAUACAAGUUCAGUUGUUCCCUGUUGUCACUGAGGUUCUGUAGUAACUACAUAAUUUAUAUGUUGUUUGAAUAAACUCUGUAUUGUUAUAAUUAUG
Molecule: messenger RNA, 1972 nt
Organism: Labrus mixtus (cuckoo wrasse)
Lineage: Eukaryota; Metazoa; Chordata; Actinopteri; Labriformes; Labridae
Gene: lap3
Product: leucine aminopeptidase 3
Exons: 13
Coding region: 94-1665 (523 amino acids)
Biological process (GO): proteolysis
Cellular component (GO): cytoplasm
Molecular function (GO): metalloaminopeptidase activity; manganese ion binding
Source: RefSeq, a predicted model, not a curated record